Cadophora gregata is the source of this 477-nucleotide messenger RNA. RefSeq lists its product as uncharacterized. Lineage: Eukaryota; Fungi; Ascomycota; Leotiomycetes; Helotiales; Ploettnerulaceae. The transcript is spliced from 2 exons. The record is from RefSeq and is a predicted model, not a curated record. Bases 1 to 477 code for a protein of 158 amino acids.
AUGCCGCGAACCAACAAAGCGUUCAUGCAAAGACAUGCCACGUAUUUCCUGGCCUAUCAAAUGGUCAUGGUCACUCUCCUCGUCGGGUACCUCACCUACCUGGGCUUCCACAGCAUGUCGGAAUCUGCAGCCCCGGCUCCCAACCUCACACCCCGUUCCAAUUUCGGCCCUGUACCCCCAAGCAAAGAAUGCGCCGACAAAUUCCGGCUCGCCACUCUCCUCGCCAUGUUCUUCAGCUUCACCGCCGCCGACCAAUGGCUUGCACACCACUGGAUUCUCGCCUCAUUCAAGAUCCUGAUUCUGCUCUUAUCGGCCCUGGUUACAGUCUUUUCUUACACAGCUGGGGACGAGCCAGAAAGUCCCUUAAUUUAUUUGGCGAAGUUUAUUUACUCUACGUGGUCUCUGAUUGAUGUGAUUAUGUGGAUUGUGGGGGGUGUGUAUGGCAUCCAUGGGUGUGGAGGCGGGUAUGGUGGAUAG